Molecule: messenger RNA, 939 nt
Organism: Castor canadensis (American beaver)
Lineage: Eukaryota; Metazoa; Chordata; Mammalia; Rodentia; Castoridae
Product: olfactory receptor 10G2
Biological process (GO): G protein-coupled receptor signaling pathway
Cellular component (GO): membrane
Molecular function (GO): olfactory receptor activity; G protein-coupled receptor activity
Source: RefSeq, a predicted model, not a curated record
AUGACCAAAGUACACUAUACUGUGGUGACAGAUUUCAUUCUCCUGUCUCACCCCCCGAAUCUAAGAACCCUCCUCUUCCUGGUCUUCUUCUUCAUUUACAUCCUGACUCAGCUCGGGAACCUGCUCAUCCUACUCACCGUGUGCGCUGACCCCAAGCUCCACACCCGUCCCAUGUACAUUCUCCUAGGCGUGCUCUCAUUCCUAGACAUGUGGCUGUCCUCGGUCAUUGUUCCUCGAAUUAUGUUAAACUUCACUCCUGCCAGCAAGGCUCUCCCUUUUGGAGGCUGUGUGGCUCAAUUAUAUUUCUUUCACUUCCUGGGCAGUACCCAGUGCUUCCUCUACACCUUGAUGGCCUAUGACAGGUACCUGGCAAUAUGCCGGCCCCUGCACUACCCUGUGCUCAUGAGUAGGAGGCUCUGCACCAUCCUAGUGGCUGGAGCAUGGGUGGCCGGCUCCAUCCAUGGGUCUAUCCAGGCCACCCUCACCUUCCGCCUGCCCUACUGUGGGCCCAACCAAAUAGAUUACUUUAUCUGUGACAUCCCUGCAGUGUUGAGACUGGCCUGUGCUGACACAACAGUCAAUGAGCUGGUGACCUUUGUGGACAUCGGGGUAGUGGCCGCCAGUUGCUUCAUGCUCAUCCUGCUAUCCUAUGCCAGCAUCGUCCAGGCCAUUCUGAAGAUCCGCACUGCAGAUGGGAGACGCCGGGCCUUCUCCACCUGCGGCUCCCACCUGACCAUGGUCACCGUCUACUACGUCCCCUGUAUUUUCAUCUACCUUCGGGCUGGCUCCAAGAGUCCCCUGGAUGGGGCAGUGGCUGUGUUUUACACUGUGGUCACCCCAUUACUCAAUCCCCUCAUCUACACACUGAGGAACCAGGAUGUGAAGGCUGCGCUGAGGAGGAUGACAGCAGGGUGCAGGCUUGUCAAUGAAAAUAGGUAA